Molecule: messenger RNA, 867 nt
Organism: Perkinsus marinus ATCC 50983
Lineage: Eukaryota; Perkinsozoa; Perkinsida; Perkinsidae
Exons: 5
Coding region: 1-867 (288 amino acids)
Source: RefSeq, a predicted model, not a curated record
AUGACCUCACCAACAGCAGGGGAGGAGGAGGAUGAACCGGUCGUAUCCUCAGCCGCGAUUUCCAAGGUGGAUGCUAUAUUGGCUGAUGAGGAUGAUGAAGAAGAUGAUGUUGAUCUAUUGAUCAACGAAGCUCCUGCAGUGACUGAGGGAAGCAGUGAGGAGGGAGUUGGUCCUAGAAUAGUGGACCUCACUGUGGCUAGCUCUACAGUGGAUGCUGCUGCCUGUUGCUCACCCGAGAGGGAAGAAGGAGGAGGAGGCAGGGGAGGGAUACUCAGUGGUGUGUUGAAUAGAGUGCAGCAACCUGUAGCUUGGAUGAGGCAUAGGAGAAGUGAAGAGGUACCAGUGAAGGAGAAUGAGGAGAUAAACAAUGAUCCUCUGGGCUUCAAGGCCUUCCUAGAUCUCCUGCAUGAGCAUCCUACCCUAGGACGCAAGCUGGUGUUCGAGAGGGUAGCCUCGUUGAAGCGGAAGUGGCCCCCGUCGGAGGAAAGAGGCUUGUCGAGGCAGCGGGCUAGCAGGAUGCUGCACAAAUUCCUCUCAUCACUUGAAAGUGGGCUCCUUGCCUCGCCACCCCUGGACAAGGCUGGCCCGGAUAGGAGGCAUGAUGCAUGUGAGGCAUUGGAGAAGUUUGUCGUCCUGGAGAUGGAUGCCCCCGUCUCCGCUGACGAGCAAGAGGCGGCCCGAGAGCCCCGCCGUCUGUUGUUCGAUGUGGACCCCCGGGACAGGGAUGCGGAUGCAGCGUUGGAUAGGAAGCUCGCUGCUCUCAACUGGCUGUCCCUCACUCGACAUCUCGAGGGGCCCAAGAUCGAUGAGGAUGAGCUAGAUAUGGCUGUCAAACAGCUUGCCUUGAUGGUAACCUCAAUAGAGUAG